AAGCCUAGCGUUUAGCACCUCUGCGCAACUGUGCGCGUAGGGGAUCGGAUUUGAAAUGCAGCGGGAUUUAGUGAGUUUUCCACUGUCCCCAGCGGUGCGGGUUAAGAUGGUGUCUGCAGGUUUCCAAACUGCUGAGGAACUCCUAGAGGUGAAACCCUCCGAGCUCAGCAAAGAAGUUGGAAUAUCUAAAGAGGAAGCCUUAGAAGCUCUGCAAAUUAUAAGAAGAGAAUGUCUCACAGAUAAACCAAGACAUGCUGGUACAGCUGAGCCAAGCAAGAAAUGUACAGCACUGGAUCUUCUUGAGCAGGAGCAUACCCAGAACUUCAUAAUUACCUUCUGUUCAGCACUAGAUAAUAUUCUUGGUGGCGGAGUACCCUUAACCAAAACAACAGAAAUUUGUGGUGCACCAGGUGUUGGAAAAACACAAUUAUGUAUGCAGUUGGCAGUAGAUGUGCAGAUACCAGAAUGUUUUGGAGGAGUAGAAGGAGAAGCAGUUUUUAUUGAUACAGAGGGAAGUUUUAUGGUUGAUAGAGUGGUAGACCUUGCUACUGCCUGCAUUGAGCACCUUCAGCUUAUAGCAGGAACACGUAUGGGAGAGGUGCACCCAAAGGCUUUGGAGAAUUUCACUCUUGAAAAUAUUCUUUCCCAUAUUUAUUAUUUUCGUUGCCGUGACUACACAGAGCUACUGGCACAAGUUUAUCUACUUUCAGACUUCCUUUCAGAACACUCAAAGGUUCGAUUAGUGAUAGUGGAUGGCAUUGCUUUUCCUUUUCGUCAUGACUUUGAUGAUUUAUCCCUUCGAACUCGAUUACUAAAUGGCCUAGCCCAGCAAAUGAUCAGCCUUGCAAAUAAUCACAGAUUAGCUGUAAUUUUAACCAAUCAGAUGACAACAAAGAUUGAUAGAAAUCAGGCCUUGCUGAUACCAGCAUUGGGGGAAAGUUGGGGACAUGCUGCUACAAUACGGCUGAUCUUUCAUUGGGAUCAAAAGCAAAGGUUGGCAACAUUGUACAAAUCACCAAGCCAGAAGGAAUCUACAGUACUGUUUCAAAUCACACCUCAGGGAUUUAGAGAUGCUGUUGUUGCUACUGGAUGCUCAUUGCAAACAGAAGGUUCAUUAAAUUCCCGGAAACGGUCACGAGAAUCAGAGGAAGAACAGGAAUCCAGAGACUAGUAUCAAAGUGUGUGUACGUGUGUGUGUGUGUGUGCGUAUAUAUAUGUACAUAUAUAUAUUGAUUCUUUGAAAUGCAAUGUAUACAAGUAGUAGACUCAUUUCUUUAAAAAAUACACACACAGUAUGAAUCAGGAAUGUAUCAGCUAAAAUAUACAUAUACUUAAAUUAAUAUGAUUCUGUGAGUUUUUCUGAAGCAGUGUUCUACAGUUAUAUUGUUCCCUGUUUUCAUUUUUAGUAACAUUCAGUAGGGAUGUUAUAGGUGUUGUAUUUUGCAAAUGUGGAAAGCUGAUCUCAUGUGGCUAGUUAGGCUGUUUUUUCUUUUCUUUGCUAAUUGCCUAGAAAAUCCUAGGAAGAAAAGAUUUUUUAACAUUCCUUUUGUGUUCUCCUCCUUAAGCGUAGCUUUGAUAAUUCUUAAAAUGACCCAUUUUAUUAUUAUAAAGGAAGCCCAGCACUCUGAGUCAGCAUAUCAUUAUAUUCAGUUUUAUGGGUAGGAUACACAUUUUUAGAUGACCAAUCUGGUUUAAGUUACCUCAAUCCUAAAAUCUAAUCCAUUUGUUUAUUUUUAUUUUGUAAUGUUAAAGGAAGGAUGUUGGAACUGUUAAUUCCGUUUAGAAAUUUUAUGGAACAUACAUCUUACAGAACAGUCAAGUCAAUAAGCUCACAGUUAAUUAUUUCUACAUUCUAGAAUUCUAGGUGUAUUGACAUUUUCCUUUGAAUCUUAUACUGCUUAAAUAAGUUAAAAAUUUAGAUUUGGGUUUAAAAAUCAUUAAAAAUGUUUUAGCAUCUGG
Miniopterus natalensis is the source of this 1959-nucleotide messenger RNA. RefSeq names its product RAD51 paralog C (gene RAD51C). Gene Ontology annotation, cellular component: replication fork; Rad51B-Rad51C-Rad51D-XRCC2 complex; Rad51C-XRCC3 complex. The record is from RefSeq and is a predicted model, not a curated record. Gene Ontology annotation, molecular function: ATP binding; four-way junction DNA binding; crossover junction DNA endonuclease activity. Lineage: Eukaryota; Metazoa; Chordata; Mammalia; Chiroptera; Miniopteridae. Gene Ontology annotation, biological process: meiotic DNA recombinase assembly; reciprocal meiotic recombination; DNA repair.